Molecule: messenger RNA, 2000 nt
Organism: Gavialis gangeticus (Gharial)
Lineage: Eukaryota; Metazoa; Chordata; Crocodylia; Gavialidae
Gene: MYLK2
Product: myosin light chain kinase 2
Exons: 11
Coding region: 31-1542 (503 amino acids)
Biological process (GO): positive regulation of apoptotic process; protein phosphorylation; intracellular signal transduction
Cellular component (GO): cytoplasm; nucleus
Molecular function (GO): ATP binding; protein serine/threonine kinase activity
Source: RefSeq, a predicted model, not a curated record
GGCAGUGCUGGGGCCCCGGCCCCCCCAGCCAUGCAGCCGGCGGAGAGUGAGCCUGGAGAGCGCCUGGCAGGCAAGGAGCAGGGGGCCGAGCGCCUGAGCCUGCUGGAGCGGCCGAACCUGCAGCAGAGCUACAGCUGCCCCGCUGCUCCCCAGAGCGUAGAGGAGGAGCCCGGGCCAGGAGCUGCCCAGGCCCGUGCAGCGCAGGUGGAGGAGAGGCCUCCUACCACGGCAGCCGACGCGAUGCCUGGAGACCUGGACACGGUGGAGGGGCCCUACCUGCCUGCGGAUGCUCAAGAGUCUCCAGAGAUGCCCAGCCCAGCCCCUGAGGGCGAUGGGGGGGACAGAACAUUGCCAGAGCCCCCCAGCUCCACAGAGACACCCCAGCCGGCUCUGGGCGACAGCCCUGCCGAGAAGCCCCCUGAAGAGGAGGGGGGAGCCGGACCCUUGUCCCCUGAGCUGGAGCCCCCGCCCAGCCCCUACCUCACGCCAGACUUCGGGAAAGAGGACCCCUUCUCCAUCCUGGAUGACAUGCCCCCGCCACCAGCCCCCUUCACCCACCGCAUCGUCACGCUGAAGUCGGCCAACCCCAGCACCAUGUUCAGCAUCAAUACCAAGGACAUCCUGGGGGGAGGGAAGUUCGGGGAAGUUCGCACCUGCACGGAGAAGCAGACGGGGCUCAAGCUGGCUGCCAAGAUCAUCCGGAAGCAGGGCCCCAAGGACAAGGAGAUGGCUCUGGUCGAGAUCGAUGUCAUGAACCAGCUGAACCACCAGAACCUGAUCCAGCUCUACGACGCCAUCGAGACGCCGCGGGAGAUCAUGCUCUUCAUGGAGUUCGUGGAGGGCGGGGAGCUGUUCGAGCGCAUCAUCGACGAAGACUACCACCUGACAGAGGUGGACUGCAUGGUGUUUGUGCGGCAGAUCUGCAACGGCAUCACCUUCAUGCACCACAUGCGCGUCCUGCACCUGGACCUCAAGCCGGAGAACAUCCUGUGCGUGACAGCCACCGGGCACAUGGUGAAGAUCAUCGACUUCGGCCUGGCCCGCAGGUACAACCCCCGGGAGAAGCUGAAGGUGAACUUCGGGACGCCCGAGUUCCUGUCCCCCGAGGUGGUCAGCUACGAGCAGGUCUCCUACUCCACAGACAUGUGGAGCAUGGGCGUCAUCACCUACAUGCUGCUCAGCGGCCUGUCCCCCUUCAUGGGGGACAAUGACACGGAGACCCUCAACAACGUGCUGGCUGCCAGCUGGUACUUCGACGAGGAGACUUUCGAGGGCAUCUCGGACGAGGCCAAGGACUUCGUCUCCAAUCUCAUCAUCAAGGAGAAGAGCGGCCGGUUGAGCGCGGCUCAGUGCCUGAAGCACCCCUGGCUCAACAACCUGGCCGAGAAGGCCAAGCGCAGCAACCGGCGCCUCAAGUCCCAGGUCCUGCUCCGGAAAUAUGUCAUGCGGCGGCGCUGGAAGAAAAACUUCAUCGGCGUGUGCGCUGCCAACCGGUUCAAGAAGAUCAGCAGCUCGGGGUCCCUGACGGCGCUGGGGGUCUGAGCGCGGGGCCGGACUGGCAGCAAGGGCCGCGGGGCAGCCACCUGCCACCUGAACUGUGCGUUGCCAAGCCCGGCCCUGGCUUCGGGGUGGCGGCAGUGGGCCGCCGGAGACGCAGGAGCUGCAAGCCCUGGAGAGAGGCUGGAUGUGCCCACGCUGGCCCCCGCACAUAUCAGGCCUCCGCUGCUGUGAGUGCCGCUGCGGCCCCUUUUCUCCAGUCCCCGGGAGAUGACUGCACUGGCGAGGCUGCUGCUCGGGACCCCUUCAGCCGGCACCGCUGGAGUCCUCCUCGCCUGGGAAGUUUUCUUCCUGCUGCCCCUAGCUCCUGGCCCCUGAGGCUGCAGCUGCCCUGGCUCCUAUGGCGUGGAGGUCUCUGGGCUGGAGCUGCAAGCUCUCAGUGCCGGAUCCCAGCGCUUGGCCUGCUUUGAGCCCCACCAGCUGCUAGACGCCGGCCCCUGCCC